CCUAUCAUUUUUUACGCAGAUCACACUCAUCAUGAUGAACUUGCAGCUCAGCUUCCUGCCGCCUGCUUGACCCGGGAGCACCAGCAGGCUGCCGGGCCUCGCCCUCGGCUCCCUCCUCCUCUCGAAACCCUGGGGCUUCGGGGCACCGGCGGGGGUCCGAGUGGGCAGGGACUGCGGGAGGGGCGUGCAGGGGCGCGGGGUCCCGCCGGGGAGCGCGCACGGAGCGGCGCCUCGGCCGCCCUGCUUCCUGGAGCUGUGCUCCUUUGACCCCAGUGGCAGUCCCUGUCACUGCACCGCUCGCGCUCCCUCCGGCUCGCCGCGCCCUCGCUCCCUCUCCUCGCCCCCUCGCUCGCUCUCUCCCCAGAUCGAGGCUGCUCAGGUCCUUUCUCCCCCCGCCUCCCUCUAGCGCCGCGCCCCCUGGCCCCCAGCCCCAGCCUGCGGCGGGACCUCCGGGGUCGAAGGUUCUGGCCCUCCCGCGCCCCUCGCCGCCCCCGCGCGCCCCCAGCGCUCCUCCAGCCGGCUCGGGCCGCUCGGCUAUGGAUCGCCUGCUCGCCGGGCGCUGAAGGCAUCCCCGGGACCCGGAGCGCAGCCCGGGAAAGAAAUGCACAGCGGUAUUGAUGAGUAGAUCCUUGGAUUCAGAGGUUGGCUGAAACGCACCAUGCCUGCUUCCAUCUUUUGCUCUGUAAAGUUGUGAAUUGCUCAUGCCUAUAGGGAGGAAGGAUGGCACAUGGGAUUCCUUCUCAAGGCAAAGUUACCAUAACGGUGGAUGAGUACAGCUCAAACCCCACCCAGGCAUUCACGCACUACAACAUCAACCAGAGCAGAUUCCAGCCUCCACAUGUACAUAUGGUCGACCCCAUCCCAUAUGACACUCCAAAACCAGCGGGCCACACGCGGUUUGUCUGCAUCUCAGACACACACUCCAGAACAGAUGGUAUCCAGAUGCCUUAUGGGGACAUCCUUCUCCACACAGGCGAUUUCACCGAGCUGGGACUGCCCUCAGAGGUUAAGAAGUUUAAUGACUGGUUAGGAAACCUGCCAUAUGAAUAUAAAAUAGUGAUUGCUGGGAAUCAUGAACUGACAUUUGAUAAGGAAUUCAUGGCAGACCUUGUUAAACAGGACUACUACCGUUUCCCCUCUGUGUCCAAAUUGAAACCAGAGGACUUUGACAAUGUUCAGUCCCUCCUGACAAACAGCAUUUACUUACAAGAUUCGGAGGUAACAGUGAAGGGAUUCAGGAUAUAUGGUGCACCUUGGACCCCGUGGUUUAAUGGAUGGGGCUUUAACCUACCCAGAGGUCAGUCUCUGCUGGACAAGUGGAACCUCAUCCCUGAGGGCAUUGACAUACUCAUGACACAUGGACCUCCUCUAGGUUUUCGAGACUGGGUUCCAAAGGAGCUUCAAAGAGUGGGCUGUGUGGAGCUGUUAAACACGGUUCAGAGGCGAAUCCGGCCCAAGCUCCAUGUGUUUGGUGGAAUCCAUGAAGUAAACCCUGUGAGCAUCUCCAAGGCACUGAGGACAAAAAUAUGUUCUCUGCCUUCAAAAACUUCCUAGUCUAGAGGAAACUGGCAUAGACACAAUUAAUUGAUGAUCUGAUGAAUUAGCAUUGUGUGAGCUACAAUCCUGGCAUGAAUCAAGAACUAGAGAGGCACACAGGAAGGAAGGAAGAUGCCUCUCCUUGGUGAAGACAAGGCAUGAGGAGGAGGGGACAGGGAAGCUCACCUGGUGGACAACAGGCAAGGCAGCGGAGGAGGGCUCUGCUGGAAGAGGAAACAGACUGGGGAGGUGGGGCCAGUGCAUAAAGGGCCACUGCAAGAACGGGUUGUAGGAGAAAAGGAAAGACAGAUCAGUCACUGAUGACCCCCUCCACCCCAGGUCUGCAGACAGAGCUGAUUCCUUCUCUAAGCCUCAGCAUCCCCUACCGACAAACAGUCCCUCCUGCUCCUUCUCUCCCAAGUCCUCUAAACAACUUCAUGCCCAAACCACAGAGAGAACAUUCUCAGGCCUAAGGCAGGCCUUCCCAGCACAGAAUGUUUGGAGCCCUCUGUGAGAGAGCGGCUGGCCCCCUUAACUGUCCCCCUUCCCUCCGGGAGCCAAGGCGGGCACUGUGCACCUGCCCCUGAAUUGUGUGCAGCAGUUGCCGGCCUGGAGCUGAGUGACACAGCAGGUGCCUCCAGCCUGAAGACAAUUCCAUAUUUCAAUGGAGCGUCGCCACCAAAGCUUAUUAUCUAGGGCAAUAAAGUUUAGGAUUAGGGGGAUUCAGGAUGAUUGUGUGAUUCUCCACAAAGCUUAUCUUCUAAUAGACCAGCUGCUUUAUUAGGCCGCCCCCACCCACACCAGGCCCUUCCCAAAGCAUCCCAAGUCCCAGGCAGCCGAGGGGGGCCUUGAAGGCGGCAGUGGUAGACAGCUGGGGGUAUCAUAUCACCCUCAGUCUCCAUCUGCGAGUAUUAAAUUACGAGCGGCUUCCAGCUGGGCACACCCCAGCUCCCACCUUCCUCCCACAAAGCCAGCAUCAUCGUCAGGCAUCUGCCAAGGACACGAUGUGGCCGCCUCUCCCCUGCUGAUCCCCACCCUUGAACUCUAAAAGGGCCAGGUCUGGGUAUUUACUUGCUAUUAGGGCUGUCACUGUCACACUGUGGAAUGCAGUGGAGUGGAGGCCUGGAGAGAGGGGGGGACCAUGGAAAUUUCUGUUGCAAAUGGGGUUUUCCUGGGACUGUUCACUAUAAACAAAAAAAGAAGAUGGAAACAUGCACCACAGAACCUCAAAGAAGCUGGCAUGCUUACCAAGCUCCCACAUAUUUCUCCCAAAAUGAAAUUCAUUAACCAUUGAGUGUUCUGGGGACCACCCCCACAUGCUCCCCAAUCCCAUUGCUCAGUUCCUUUUCUGAUGGGAGCAGAGCAUGGGAUGGUGUCUCUCCAACCCUGUGUGGUCAGCAGCACUGAGGCCACUCUCGUUUCCUAUCCCUCCCUGACAGUCUCCUUUAUCCUCAGCCCCUGACAGACUAUCUGUUCAGAGUAGGAAUUUAUCAAUAAGUAUUGAUAAGCAUGCCGAAAGGAAUAUGGGGGACUGGGAAUAUGCCUGAAACAUAAUGAAUGUUUCAAAUAAAUGAAACGCUCUGAAAAUGGAAUUUUCAAAGAUUCUGACAAGCACACAGCAUCUGCUUAUGGAUUUUAGGAAAACUUAGUCAUAGAAUUAUUCAGAGUUCACAUUUCAGCCAUGGGGAUGUUGUGCGCCUGUUGACAGCAGAGGUCCCUGUACAAGUUUGUUUUUUACUGUGUCUGUGUGUCAUUCACUAAAGAGAGAGUGUGGCUUAGAUGCUCAGAGUAAUUAAUUGUAGUAUUGAGAUAAUAGUGGCUUUGAAAUCCAGCUAUGCUUAUAUACGUGCAUGCUGUGCAGUUAGAUGCUCCUGGGUUCAGAUCUGCUUCCAUCACUACCAACUACGUGGCCUUGUUUUCUGAUCUGCAAGCCAUGGAUUGUAUUGCUUACUUUGCAGGACUGUGGUAAAGGUUAGGCAUAUAUGAGGCAAGUGCAAUGCCCAACAUUUGGCAGAUGCUUAAUAAGUGUUGGCUAUUAUUAUUACUACUACUACUACUAUUGCUUUUGCUAUUGCUAUUAUGUGUGACCUAUAUAAUAAUCCUAUUAAUAUGAGUGAUGGCAAGAAUCAUGGACUAUGCAUCUAGCAUAAUCAGGAGGGUUUGACUGUUGUGAAUGAAUUCAAGGGCAGGACAAGCAGUGACAAGAGUUACUGAAGUUCAUCUGAUCUGAGUUCUGUUCAUUCAUUUAUUUGGGAUCCAAAUUCUGAACCCCAACUCCGUGCUAAACACUGUUCUAGGUGCUGGGAAAACAGCAAUAUGUUAGUCUGUUUUUGCUGCCAUAAAGGAAUCCCUGAGAUUGGGUAUUUUAUAAAGAAAAGAGGUUUAUUUAAAUCACAGUUCUGCAAGCCUAACACCUGGUGGAAGCUGCCAAGGCUUACAGCUUAUACCCUCUGAAGCAACACCCUAAUCUAUACCUUGAGCCAAGACUGGAAUUGGAGCUGCCAGGAUGCAGGAAGCAGUGUCCCAAGGAAGUGCAGAGCAGUGGGGUACUGAAUGUGGCCCCCCAAACCAUUCUUUUCUCCUAGGCCUCUGGGCCUGUGAUGGGAGUGGUGGCCUUGAAAAUUUCUGAAAUGCUUUCAAGGCCUUUUUCCCAUUGUCUUGGUUAUUAGCACUUGGCUCCCCUUCAGCCAUGCUAAUCUGUCUAGCAAGUGGUUGCUCCACAGCCCACUCAUAUUUCUCUCCUGAAAAUGUUCUUUCCUUCUCCACCGCACAACCAGUUUGUGAAUUUUCCAAACUUUUAUGCUCUGCUUCCCUUUUAUUUAUAAAUUUCCCAGCCUCAGAUAUUCCUUUAUAGUAAUGCAAAUGGACUAACAGAAGCAACGAAUAAGAAGGGGUCCUGGACCCUCUACAACUCAUCUUCUAUUGAUAAAGAAAGAAAGAAGAAAAAAUGAAAAUAAGUUAGAAAACUCAAAUUUUGAUAAACUCUAUGAAGAAAAUAAUCAAGAAAUGGGAUAGAAGUUAGCUGGCAUGGCAGGGUGGAGUGGGUGAGUAACAUUAAUGAGGGUGACUACAGAGAAACUUUCUGAUAAAAAACCCUGUAAGUAAAGGUCUAAGUGAUGUGGAUGAGGCAGGCACAUGAAGACCUGGGAGAAAAGUGUUCAGGCAGAGAAUAUAGCAGGUACAGAGCUUUUUGUAUAAGAAGGUAGCAAAAAGGCCAGUAUGGCCAGAGAAUAGAGGAAGUAAGGAGAAAGAUAGGGGAUGAGGCAGGUGCUAACUCAUCAACAUCCUUGCAGGCCUUGAUGAGAGUUAGGAUUUCAUUAUAAUUGCAAUACGAAGACAGUGGAAGGUUUUUUGGGGGGUAGGGGUGGCGAAUGACAUGAUUGGAUUGAUAUGUUGGAAAAGCCCAUCUGGCGACUGUGUUCAGUAACAGUGCACUUGCGUGAAGAUCCCUCACAGCAGCAGACAACACAAAUGCCCCCUCCCACCUAUCAUGAAAAUUUGGAAAGCCAAGCCAAUAGGAAACUGAAGCUACAAAGACCCAGCCCCUGGAAAGCAAUAUAAACAAGACCAGAAAAAUCAUGUGUUGAGGACAAGUUCACAUUGAAGUAAAACCAUAUUGACAUUGACUGCAUUCCCUACCUGCUUAGGGGUUUUGCUUCACCUAAACUAGCACCUUGGGAAUCUGUAAAAGCUUACAAUUUGAGAAAAGCAAGAGAUGACACCUGAUUAUCCUUUGAAUUGACUUCCAUGUCUGUGGCUGUUUUCCCUAAGUUCCUGUCCCUUACACACACGUUACAAAAUUUUGUCUCAAUUCUUUGCUUUUAAAGGAUUUGACUUUAACAAAUUCACAUUGGGCACUUGCUUAGUAGGAAAGGAAAUAAGUGACUCUCAUCCCCUAUGUUAUAAAACUUUUAGGAGUAUUAUACACAGGCACAUACAGGGUACACUGGUAUGGCUUGUCAUUUUGUGACAAACUCUUGUCAGUUUGUGGUCUGGUGGAAAGCAUAUGGAAUUAGCAAUCAAGAAAGGUGAGAUUUAGUUCUGGCUCUGCUUCUAACUAGCAAUGCAAACUUGGACAAGAGAUUUAUUCUUUCAAGUCUCAGUUUCAUCUUGUCAUAUGGACAUAGAGUGACACUUCCUUUAAAAAGAAGUUGGGUAUCCUGGCCAGGCGCAGUGGCUCAUGCCUCCCAGCACUUUGGGAGGCCGAGGCGGGUGGAUCACAAGGUCAGGAGAUCGAGACCAUCCUGGCCAACAUGGUGAAACCCUGUCUCUACUAAAAAUACAAAAAUUAGUUGGGCAUGGUAGUCCCAGCUACUCGGGAGACUGAGGCAGGAGAAUUGCUUGAAUCCUGGAGGCGGAGGUUGCAGUGAGCUGAGGUCGUGUCACUGAACUUCAGCCUGGUGACAGAGCGAGACUCUGUCU
Molecule: messenger RNA, 5958 nt
Organism: Nomascus leucogenys (northern white-cheeked gibbon)
Lineage: Eukaryota; Metazoa; Chordata; Mammalia; Primates; Hylobatidae
Gene: MPPED2
Product: metallophosphoesterase domain containing 2
Molecular function (GO): hydrolase activity
Source: RefSeq, a predicted model, not a curated record